Messenger RNA from Perkinsus marinus ATCC 50983, 521 nucleotides. RefSeq lists its product as hypothetical. NCBI's taxonomy places the organism in Eukaryota, Perkinsozoa, Perkinsida, Perkinsidae. The annotation marks the transcript as partial. The transcript is spliced from 5 exons. The record is from RefSeq and is a predicted model, not a curated record.
UCUCGCUGGCUGUACUAGGCGGGGCCUGGGUUGGUUUGGUCAACCACGACUAACGUAUGUGAUGAUGGGGGAGCAGAGACGAUAUUCUCAUCACAAUGUGGCCAAUGGAUGGUAUAGUCCAACUCGACUGCUCGAAUGGAGGAGGCUGCAACUUUACGCCCUCGCUGUCCAUAUAAAACAGAAGCAGAACAUGAAGGAUCGUAGACGACAUGCGUACAGCGGUGCUACACAGCGUUUCUUGCUGACCAGGUUUGGAUGGAUGUUCCGACGUGCCAAUUUGAAUUGUGAUCGGGCGAGGAAGCGAACUCGUCCACAGCGCUUGACUGCCACCAGCUAUCGUCUGCUGCACCGUAGAGACCAUGUGUGGAUGAAGAAGUUGUGGCCGCAUCAUGUCUUCUUUGUUCGAGACCCCCCAACAGAUCACAAUAUCAACCUGAGGUUAGAACGGCAGCUCCUGCCCGCUCACAUUGCCUGAUGGUAACCAUGGCCCUUGUGUGCUACACUACGUUUCUGUAUUAUUC